ACCAGAUGCGAUCAAUGUGAGAAAACCAACAACUGAAGUAUAAAGGGAGAAAAGGAAGCGUGAUAUAAGAAGACACUGAAAUGAAAAGUUCUUGUCCUUUUACAUUGGCACAGGACUUACAGUGUGAGUUGGAUAUGAGUCUGCUUUGCUGGGAUAGUGGGGAGCUUGGCCAGACCGGACAUGGCAGGCCAGGGGACCUCGGUCCAGAGGCCCAUCUGAGAGAGUUCACAGUGGCUAGGCUGGGCAGGGUGAAGCUGCUGGCAUGUGGAUUCAGUCACUCCAUUGUGAUUACAGUGGACAACAAGAUCUUUGCAUGGGGAAAUGGCACCAGUGGACAGCUGGGUGACGGAGAGAGGGCAGUAAAGGACCAGCCAGUCAAGGUUAAGUUGCCACAAGAACUGAACGUUAAAGGAGGUGACGCAGAUGUGGAUGUUGCCAAUAUAGUUGGUGUAGCCUGUGGAAGCAGACACUCCUUCAUAUGGACUGAAACUGGGCAGGCCUACAGUUUUGGGAACAACUUUUACGCCCAGCUAGGCUAUGACUUCCAGAGAGCUGACUUCAAAGAGCACCAGCUGGCACCACGUUUGUUCCAGAAUCUUCCAUCAUCUCUGAGAAUAUCUCAAGUGGCCUGCGGUGAGCGACACACUCUGUUUGCACUGGAGGACGGCAGUGUGGCGGCAUGUGGGCAGAAUGAAUAUGGACAAAUUGGCAGUGGUUCUAAUGAAAAUGUGGUCGUCCCUCGCUUUGUGGAGUGUGUGGACCAAGUGUCGAAGGUCACUUGUGGGGCAAACCACAAUCUUGCACUGAUAGGUGACGGCAGGUUGUUUCAGUGGGGCUGUGGACGGGCAUGUGGUAACAUAAAGGGGAACAUCCUGUUCCCAGAGGAAGUGACGCUACCAAGCUCGGCAGUGAGAGACAUUGCUGGAGGAUGUUGGCAUAGCCUGCUUCUAACAGAUGGUGGGAAUGUCUUUUCCUGGGGGAUGGGGCAAGAGGGACAGCUUGGACUUGGAGACGACAGGAUUCACAUCUCCACUCCUCGUCUUCUCAGCUAUUCUCAGCUAGCUGAGGUCACACAGAUACAAGCAGGGGAUAGCUACAGUGCAGCCAUUACAGCAGGUGGAGAGCUGCUUCUCUGGGGUCAGAUCCCCUGUGUGUCCUGGGUCAGUGAUCAUCCAGACCUUAAAAGGAUCUGGACCCCCCAGCCUGUUCCACUGGCAGGCAGAAAGGUGUGUGAUGUGGCCUGUGGUACCUGGCAUAUGUUGGCCCUCACCAGAAGCAGAGAGAAGAACAGAGAAUGUGCUCACCCAGAAACUGAAGCUUGCUUCAGAGACCUUGUCAGCAAUCCCCCACCGACGGAGCGCAUAGAGACGGAAAACACAGUGCAAGAGUCCAGGCAGGUUCGACACAAGCUGCUUCAAGGUCUGGAGAGACCAGAGGGCUCUGAGGAGCAGGAGAAAGAUGAAGAGAGUGAGAGUGCAGAGGAAGAAGAAAGACAUGAAGAAAAACCAAACAAAGAUGAGGGAGAUGGAGCGUUACACGAUUCAGCAUUUGCCGUAGCGAGGUCUGCAACGGGGAUGGACAGGAGAGGAAAUGGCCACUCAUCAAUCAAAUCUGAACAGGGGUACGAGAGGGAGGGUUGCAGGACAGCAGGGCCAAGGGAGCUGAGGAAAGAACCAUGCAGAAGAAGAGGAAGCAGAGACGUAGUCUUUACCACUUUGCAUCUUUUACCCAAGUCAGAGGGAGAGCGAUGCAGGCCCACUGCCAGCAGCUUUCCCCGACUACUGACAGGACAACAAGCUCAUAGCAGAGUUUCAGCUGAGGCCCGUAAGGAGAGAUCUACACAUCUGGCUGAAUUGGCCCAACAAUCUGGAAGUGACAGCAGCAUUUUGCAGGGUCCAAGGCUCAGACCCAAACCCAGACCUCCUGGGAGAUGUACAGAUCCUGCAGCUCAGAGUGUAGCCUCUUGUCACCAUUCAAGAAUUAGUCUACCCACUGGCCUCAAGUCUCCAAUUUACAAUUCUUCUCCCCAUCUGAGCCCUGGACAGCAAGUUCAGAUGUCCUCUCCUUCCUUCCACCCGGGACCACGAGUCAAAACCCCUCUUUCUCCAACUCCUUCCUCUUCUGAGCCAUUCAGGUAUUGUCCUACACAAAGAAGAAUGACCUCUUCCUUUGGCACUCCUCGGAAAAAUCUAUAAGAAUCCCCAGAUCCAGUUAUCUGAUGUUUGAUUUUUGAAACGUGUAUAUUUACCCUUUUAUGUCAGGUUAUGUGAUAUAUUUGAAAUCAGAAUAUAUAUUCAUCGACUAGCCACCCAGCCAAUACACAGCUCAUCCAUAAAUUCAUCAGCGUCAAAAGCAUUUUUACCAAAUAGUCCCCAAAAAUGACCAGCUAUGGAAAGAGAAUGUGCACUCUAUUAUCUACUUAAUAAAGAUAAAUACUUUUGGCUCCAAGGUGACUGACAAAAAGCCUCUUUUGCUCUGUAAGAGCUCUCCAAAGCAGACUCCACUUUACCCCACACUGUGAUUUGGCAAAUAUCCUCCUCUUACAAACCAUCUCAGUCAACGACACACAUGAACCUUGACCUCAUCUGAAAGCAUUAGACUUUGGUCUUACAGUCAAAGCCGUAUGUAGGGGCUGCAGAGUCCUUAAAUCACCACAUUUCAACAGAACUUGAGAGGGGUUUUUUUUUUUUGCAGUACAUACUACUGAGCCACAUUCUUUUUAAUACUUACAGUAUGUUGUUUAUUAAAGACAAAACGCCCUCUCAGAUCUUGGCCUCUUGUAAGACAUUUCACGGUGGAGUGUUUUCAUGGCUGCCCGUCUCUGCAGUAUGAGUCACAUGUGCAUGCCGCUUUGGCUCUUUUGAGUACCGAGGAAAUUUAGUUGUUGCAGAGAUAAUACUAUAUGAUGAGGUUUCUCAAAGUAAAGUAGGAUCAUUACUGGAAAUAGAGCUUCCUUUGAGUCUACUUUGCUCUGUGUCUUUGCUUUGUUUUUGUUUUUUUUUUUGUUCUUUGGAUGUUUCUUAAAGAGAGGUCCUUCAUUAGCCUUAUACUCUAUGCAAACUGGUUCUUUGCCACAGUGCAGACCACAACCCCAUGGUAAUUCCUCUUGUCAGGAUUUCAUUAUAAAUGGCGCAUUUGAUGUUUUUUUUUUUCAUCAUCUACAUUCAACAAAAAGGACCUUUUGUCAAUAACUCGGCACUGUGUAAUACUGUGUUACUGUACUACCCGUAAGUUAUGAGUUAUGUUGAAAUAUUGAGUGGAUAUGUUAUUAUUCCUGUUUUGCUUUCAUCACAGUAGUUGUCAUUUCAGUUGGACAAAGAAUACAUAUGGACAUCAAAGCUAUUUAUUAUCUUGAUCCCAGUUUUUAAAGGUAAAAAAGAUACUAAUGUUAAUUUUGUGAACCUAAGCAAAGGUGUUUAAAAAGGUUAUUUGCUGCUCUAGGAGAGUGAUGAGUAAAAUAAUAAAAGUAUUUCUGAAUUGA
Siniperca chuatsi (mandarin fish) is the source of this 3481-nucleotide messenger RNA. Its product is annotated as E3 ubiquitin-protein ligase HERC2-like. The transcript has 14 exons. The record is from RefSeq and is a predicted model, not a curated record. Lineage: Eukaryota; Metazoa; Chordata; Actinopteri; Centrarchiformes; Sinipercidae. Gene Ontology annotation, molecular function: guanyl-nucleotide exchange factor activity. Bases 81 to 2195 code for a protein of 704 amino acids. Gene Ontology annotation, cellular component: cytoplasm.